UCAUUUUGAAGCGACAAUGCUGCACUGUCUGACAUAAGCGUGAUAACAAUGUCAUUUAUCCACUUUUUGUUAAAAUACUUUUAGCAAAAUCAUGUUUUACCAAGUUGCAUCAAAAAACUUUAAAACCCUUAUUCCACUAUUUAUAACUUCACAAAACAUUGCAAGAUUUCAUCACAGACAAGGCCCAAACCCAGUCAAAAUUGAUUGUCCCGGAAAACCAAAACCCCUAAUAGAUUUCAACUGCAAAGUAGCUCUAAUAACUGGAGGUUCAGACGGCAUUGGACUAGCCGUAGCCCACGAAAUUUUAUCCGAAAACUCCAAAAACGUUGCUCUUAUUGGCGUAGACAACACUAAAGGACGCGAAUCUGUCCAUGCCCUGAACUCAACUUACGGAAGAAACAAAGCUGUUUUUUUCAAUUGUGAUGUCGAGUCUAAAGUGCAAGUCAACGAUUGUUUCAAUAAAGUGAUAAAAGAAUUCGGAAGCAUUGACAUAGUGAUUAACGCCGCUGGUGUUUUCGACGGCCGCUGUUGGGAGAAAGAAAUCAUGACCAAUCUUGUCGGAACAAUUCACUGUACGCUUGAAGCGUACAGAGUAAUGAGCAAAGACAGUUCUGGCAGUGGGGGCGUUAUCCUCAACUUUUCGGGCCUCCAUGGAGUCAAGCCUCUGUUUCCUGCCCCCACUCUCUCGGCGAGUUUUCAUGGGAUAAUCGGGCUUUCGAGGAGUUUUGGCCACGAAACCAACUUCAAAACCACCGGAGUUCGCGUGGUUACGCUGUGUCCCGGAAUCACCAACACUAACUUUAUUAAAGAUGCGGAAAAAAGGGCACUGAAUGAGAAAAUGGCCAAUCAGUUGCAGAUACUUUUGUGUAAAGUUAAGAGACAGAAUGCUGACGCUUGUGGACAGUCGGCUGUUCACGUUUUGAAAUAUGGGGCCUCGGGGAGCGUCUGGGUGGUGGAUGGGUCCAAAUUGUACUCGUUGAAUAUCCCAGAUUGGAAAAAAUACCGAAUUCUUGAAUCGCAAUUAUUGUAAUAAAGAAUUUAAUAAUAA
Tribolium castaneum (red flour beetle) is the source of this 1048-nucleotide messenger RNA. RefSeq names its product 15-hydroxyprostaglandin dehydrogenase [NAD(+)]. The coding region runs from base 92 to 1030 and encodes 312 amino acids. Gene Ontology annotation, cellular component: cytoplasm. Lineage: Eukaryota; Metazoa; Arthropoda; Insecta; Coleoptera; Tenebrionidae. The record is from RefSeq and is a predicted model, not a curated record. Gene Ontology annotation, molecular function: oxidoreductase activity, acting on the CH-OH group of donors, NAD or NADP as acceptor. The transcript is spliced from 4 exons.